AUUCAACUUCCGUUUGCCAAGCUGGCUUCAAGUUUAUUUUUGUUUCUGAGAUAUUAUUCAGAAUAUGAUAUGUAGAAUGCUUGUUAAAGUGCAAUUUUCGCUGAUCAAUGAAUGGUGGGAUAUAUGUUGAUAAUUUGCUUUGCCUGAAGGAAAAAACAGGACAGGUGAAAUAAAAUAAACCGACGAUGCACUUCAUUGUACAAACUGUGUUUGAUUCAUAAGGGUCUCGGAAAAUGUUAUUUAAAGGAAAUGUUUGCUAAGCUCAAGAAAAAAAUUGAAGAGCAGGGUGGCAGUGUUGCUGAUGGCGAGAAGUUUAAUAGCAGUGCAAAUGCUUCAACACCUUUGAAAGGAAUAAGUGCCAUACAGUCUUCAUUUGGGGACGAAUCAACAGCAGACACACCACUACAAUCUCCUAUCAAGCAAGAGGAGAGUCUUGAAACAGUUGGGAGCAAAGAAGAAGUGUUGAAUUUGCUGGUCAGGAGAACUGAACAGUGCAAAAAAUUGGAGAGUAAAAUCAGUGAGUAUGCAUCUAUCAUCAAGGAAAAGAAUAAGACCAUAGAGAAAUUGGAAGGCAGUCUGGAGAAACAGCAAGAAGCAACAGACCAAAAGAUCCAGGAACAGAAUGAGCAAUACCAGUUGAGUCGAGCCAAGCUGUCCGAAGGAUUCACCUUAGCUCUACAGAAGAAAGACGAAGAAAAACAAACCCUUAUAGACCGAGUCAAACAGCUGGAGGAGGAAAAAAGUUUGCAGUUCAAGCGCGAGGAGGAGAGUGAUGAACUACAAGGCUUGGUGGCCCAGGAGACAGCCAAAGUCAAACAUCUGUUACUGAAUACUCAGGAGGAAUUGUCUAAAGUAAAGGCAGAACUUGAGGAGAAGUCAGCAAGGCUGCAGAACACUGAGACAACAACAGAAAAAUGUGAGCAAGAACUCAGAACAGCUCAGGCCAAACUACAGGAACUACAGCAAACCUGUGACAUGUUAACAGAAGAGAACUCAUCUCACACCCAGCUGGUAGGGAGUUUAUCAACUGAGAAAGAGUCAUUGCAAGCCAAAAUAGACCACUUGACGGCACAGGUAGCAGAGAAAUCAUCCCUUAUCUCCAGUCUAGAGGAAGCAAAUACAGAGUUGGAAAGCAAGCAACAGGGGAUGAUAAGAAAUUUUGACCUUCAUAAAAAUAAGACCACUAAGCUGCUCGAGGAGAAGGAUGAUCACAUAGAGAAAUUACAGGAGCGGAUCCAGAUGUUAGAGCAGAGGUUUCAGGACCAAAACCUUGUGGGAGACGACAGAGUGCAGGCCCUUGAGAAUGAGAGAAGUACCCUGGAGAAAAAGCUGGAAGAGACCAGACAGCAGCUGACAGAGAUCAAGUCUACCUGGAGUGACAAGAUCUCUCACCUGGAACAGCAGAUCUCCCACCUGAAUCAGAAGAUUAUAGAAGACAGCGAAGAGUUGGCACAUAGCCAGAAGCUUACAGAAACAGUUCGGGAAAACUUCACCGCGCAGGUUCAACAUCUGCAGUCCAAAAUAGAUGAUGCUGAAAAGAGAGCAGAAGAAAAUUGGCAGUUGGCCAAUAAAAAAGACCAACUCUAUGAAAAGGAGAAAUCUGAGAUUGAAAACCAGCUGCAGAGAGUUAAAUUUGAGAAGAUAGAUGUUGAAAACAAUCUACGAGCAAAAAUUGACUCCUUGGAAUCCCAGAUAUUAAGUUUAGAAGAUGCAAAAGAACAUGAGAAAACAAAUUCAGACUUCAAAAUAUCCCAGUUUGAGAGCGAACAGCAGGACUACAUGGAUAAACUUCUUGACCUCGAGAAAAAAAUGGAGGAGGUAGAAGGAGAGAAAAACAAACACAUGAAUGAGAUUAUGUCACUUUCCAGUGAAGUAAGAGUCUUAAAAGAUCAGCUGGAACAGGAGAAAACACUGCUGAAGGAGUCUCAGGAAAAGGUGAAGAACCAAGAAGUUGUGAUAUCAACCAUGACUGAGGAAAUGUCAAGAUCCAAGAAUUCAAGCAAGGAGAGAGAGGAGGAAUUUUCUUCUUGCAGUAAAGAAAAGGAUGAUUUGUGUUUGCGCAAUGCUGAACUUUCACAAGAACUAGUCACAGUUAAGAGGGACUUGGAAUCACAGAUCCAGAGACUACAAAGUGAUAUUAGUGAAAAAAAUAAAGUUAUAGAACAGUUACAGGCAAAUGUAAGUCAGUCGCAGAGUGAAAUUAGUGAACAUGUUACAAAACUUGAGGAAUAUCAAAAACUUCAGGAGCAACAUUCCGAUCACAGUAGUCAAAUAACAGACUUGGAACAACAGGUAACUGAUCUACAGGACCAAGUGGCUGAUAAAAACAAAGCCCUUAAAAAACAGGAGCAGAGGCUCAGUGACUUAAAGAAGACCCUGCAGAGAGAGCUCAAAGUCCAGGCAUUACCGAAUGACCAACCAAUGAACAUUAGGUCCGAGUCCCCUCUGCGGGACCAAACAGGUGCUACUAAUCAGGCUCCACAUCAAAGUUUACAACAAAUUCAUUCAGACGGUUUCCAUAAUGGUGGUACAAGGAGCAGGGCUCCACCCUCCCCUAAUUUUACAAGUGCUGGUAACUUUCUUCCUGCCGAGUCCAAUCUCUCCCCUAGUUCACCCGCAGUUCUUCAUGACAUUAGCAGUGUCCAACAUUCAGCACAAUUUCAAGAGAGAGUUCAAAGUUUACAGGAUAGCAUUGAAGGCAGAGGUUACAUUCCUAAUAGUGCUGCAGACAUGAACUCCUUGGAAAAGGAUAUCAAUUUUCAGUAUCUGAAGCAUGUUGUGAUGAAGUUUAUGUUGAGUCGAGAAUCAGAGGCAAUCCAUCUGAUCAGAGCAGUCUCCGUUCUUCUAAAGUUCAGUGCAGAGGAACAGAAACUGAUUAGAGAGACAUUGGAGUGGAAGAUGUCAUGGUUUGGUAGUAGACCUUCCACUGGUGGGGGCCAGAGGGCCAAAUUUAUACCUCCCUCAUUUUAGACAAACAAAUUGAAAUAAAUUCCAUUGUGAACCGAAUAUGUGUGGUAUGCAUUGUCAGUAAUAGAUACUGUAUUGUGAAACUGCAUCUGUUUUAUGGUACAGUUUACUUUUCCUGUAGUAAUAAAUCAAUACUAUCUUCAAUCAUUUAGCUAAAAGAAAUUAACAUGCAUUUAAAGUGUUCAAUUACAGUCAUAGUAUGCUGCAAAAUACAUUUAAUUGUAUUUGUCAGGAUCAAAAUGUCACUUACCGGUAUUGUAAAUUAUUGUCUAAUGUCUCGUCUCUUGCUCUUGACAGCUGUCAAGUCUUCUCAUCUUUCUAAGCAAGCUUUGAAGGAUUACCAUUGCCCAUGGGUAGUGAGAUUAGUACUCUUAAGCUGCUGCUAUACUCUAAACAUAAUGGGAUGUAUUGUGUAAUUGUGCAACUUUGAAUAAGUGCAACCAUGGUGGAAGUAUACGUUAAGGUUAUUUAUUAUGUCAUACACAACACAAAUUUGUGUAUUGCAAUAUGCGUAUUAAACUUAAUAUAAUUGUGAA
Magallana angulata is the source of this 3503-nucleotide messenger RNA. RefSeq names its product golgin subfamily A member 1-like. Gene Ontology annotation, cellular component: Golgi apparatus. The coding region runs from base 250 to 2970 and encodes 906 amino acids. The record is from RefSeq and is a predicted model, not a curated record. Lineage: Eukaryota; Metazoa; Mollusca; Bivalvia; Ostreida; Ostreidae. The transcript has 19 exons.